Molecule: messenger RNA, 1434 nt
Organism: Ascochyta rabiei
Lineage: Eukaryota; Fungi; Ascomycota; Dothideomycetes; Pleosporales; Didymellaceae
Exons: 2
Coding region: 1-1434 (477 amino acids)
Molecular function (GO): actin binding
Source: RefSeq, a predicted model, not a curated record
AUGCCGGGCCCUCCACCUCCACCUCCCCCUCCCCCUCCGCCCAUGCCUGGGAUGAAGGCGCCAGGAGCAAAGCCGCCCUCUGGUGCCGGAAGAGGAGCGCUGCUGGGCGAUAUUAGCAAGGGCACGAGGCUGAAGAAGGUUGCCGUGGUGAACGACCGGUCCGCGCCAAUCGUCGGGAAGGUCAAAGAUGCUGCGCCGGCAAUCGGGGGAGCGCCGCCUGUUCCUGGCAUGGGAAGACCACCUGCACCUCCUGGCGGUCUUGCCCCGCCCGUACCAGGAGCUGGCAGCCGGGCGAGAAGCAACAGCGACACGGGAGGAGACAGUGGAAUGGCUGCACCUCCGCAGCUGGGAGGGCUGUUCGCUGGCGGCAUGCCCAAGUUGAGAAAGUCGGGGGGUGUCAAAACGGGCGCCGACACAAAGUCGCCAUACAUGUCCGAUCCAGAGACACGAAGCUCGGCGCCCACACCUCCGCGAGGAGCAGCACCGCGACCGCCAGGCGCCCCUCCGCUUCCUCCUGGGGGUGCCCCGCCUGCGCCGCCCAUGCCAGGCGCACGACCGCCGCUCAAACCCGUUGCCUCUCUUGCCUCGAGCAUCAGCGGGAAACCAAAACCACCUCCGCCGAUUGGCAAGAAGCCACCCAUGCCCCCCCCUUCGUCCCGAAAGCCCUCUGGCAUGGCGCCUCCACCCCCAGCGUCGCCUGCUCGCGCCCCUCCCGUCCCAGGUAGCGCACCCCCCGCCCCUCCACCGCCUCCUCCAACUUCGACGCCGUCCGCACCCCCUCCACCUCCCCCAGGUGCCAUACCUCCACCUCCGCCGCCACCACCCCCACCAGCCGCGCCGCGAGCUCCUUCACGAUCAACGCCUCCUCCCCCUCCAUCUGCGCCGCCCGCGCCUCGGCCGCAAGAAGACGAUGACGACUACGAUCCAUACCGCUACGACAGCUCUCGAUCUCGAUCACCUUCUACGCCCGCGCCUCCACCACCAACAAACGGACACAUACCUUCUCUCGCAGAGCAAGCAGCACGAAACGCGUUUGGCCAAGGCCGCGCUUCACCUGCGGCUCCUCCUCCUCCUCCACCACCUCCUCCAGGGGCAGCGCCAACCCCGCCGCCCCCCUCCAUGUCAGCGCCCCUUCCUCCCCCACCGCCGAGCGCCGCACCGAGUCGACCCACCUCGCAGACACCUUCGCGAUCAACAAUGGACGCAAGCAUGUACACACUAUCGAACGGCGGAUCGAACUUGAGGAGUCCGACAGGAACAACAAGCGGAGCAUCAUCAGGGCAGAAGGGCAAAAUUGCGCCUGUGCACGAUCUGAGAUGGAGGUUCCAGCCCGAACACUCGUUCCCAGCUCCAAGGCCGUUCACAGGUGGGCCGAAGAGGUACAGAGCUGGGAGAGGGAGUAGCGUGCCGCUGGAUCUGAGCGCCUAUGAAUAG